Messenger RNA from Exaiptasia diaphana, 2218 nucleotides. RefSeq names its product neurexin-3. Bases 113 to 2113 code for a protein of 666 amino acids. The transcript is spliced from 5 exons. Lineage: Eukaryota; Metazoa; Cnidaria; Anthozoa; Actiniaria; Aiptasiidae. The record is from RefSeq and is a predicted model, not a curated record.
UUCCCUUUUUUGCGAGUGAAAGACGAUUCCAAGUGAUUKCUUAGKCUCUCCUUACUCAACUGACAACAAAAGAAUCAUCUGAAAUGUAAAAAAGCUUUUAAUAGCUUUUUAAAUGGCUAAAAUACGAUUAUUUUUCAGUUUAUUCUUUACUUUGUUUUGCAUUUGCCUGGGGAAGCUAGAGUUAAGAAAUGUGAUAAGCUACAAAGCCUCGAAGUAUUCCUACUACCAGCCCUGGAAUCUUCGCGGGGAGCUAACGUUUAUUUUUAAGACGACUCAAAAAAAUGGAUUGCUCGUCUACCAAGAUGACGGGAAACAUAGCUUCAUGGAGGUGUUCCUCGUAGAAGGUAGUGUGCGCUUAAAAGCCUGCCUUGGAAGUUGUGAUAAUGUUGUCAAGAUCUUUAUCGGAGAGAACUUUUCCGACGGGUUUUGGCACAAGCUCCGGAUCGUCAGAAAGUCAGAUAACUGUACAAUUUCCUUGGACGACAACAUCUCGUGGUUCCCGUGCGCAGGGUCUCAGGAUCAACGAUUCAAGUACUAUGAUAACUUUCUGUAUAUUGCAAACUUUAAUCCUGUUGUUUCGUUGAACAACAUUGUAUUUCCCGGUGCUUUUCACGAGGGCUUGUACUACAGAUUUCAAGGCUGCAUCGGCGACGUAAAAUUCUCAAACCACAAAGGCAAACUAGUUGACGCUACAUUGAARCAAACAACUGGAGAAAGAGGCUGCGAAAGCGCAUGCGCCGUAUCCAAUGUAAACAAAUGUCAGAAUAAAGGCAAAUGCGUCGAUGAAAUUGGCCACGUGAUUUGUGAUUGUACUGCUACUGGYUACGAUGGAUCAGUGUGUUCUGAACCCUCAUCGUCUUUGUUCUUGAAUGGCAGCGGUUACCUACUGUAUGACGUAGGUGUUCAUCACCCUGGCAGAUCAACUGUGGCUAAUACCAUUGCAUUUCGUUUUGCAACCACAAACCCCAGAGGGGUCCUGUUGCURACUGAUAUAGCAGAUGAUCACGUGUUGGUGGAACUGGUAAACGGGUUUCUAAGAGUGAGCUGGGACCUGGGACAAGGUGGCCUGGUACUAAUGAGUCGUCAUGGCUGCUUACAUGACGCAGUUUGGCACUCUGUCACCAUCAACCGACUACAACGUCGUGUCAAGAUGACAGUCGACGGACAGAAACCCAUCCAUGCCGCCAUUCCUGGAAAGUUUUCAUUCUUGGACUUUAAAGGAGGGAGAGAGUACAUGCUCUUUGGUGGUGGACCUCUGACCAAAGCUUUUAAUCGUUCGCUAUCACGUGCUAACUUUACAGGCUUUCUACAGCAGUUUCAGUUUGACGAAUUUGACGUCAUUGAUGAAACUAUUUUGGAUAAUACGUUUGAAUUGAUUGGUUACGGUGCACUGAAUGCAAGUAAUCUAUACCACCUGAUACCUCCUAGCCCCAGUCCUCUGGUGAACUGUUCCAGAGAGGUUGACCCUGACAAGGAGAGACUGUGCGAUGGAGUUGAUGACGAGGAUAUGUGUGGUUCACCAGCCGAGGCAUCAGGGUCCGGACCUCUUGGCCCAGAUUGCGAUGAUGGUGAUUCUUGUGCAACUUCUACUGAUUCGCAGCUUUCAASUGAAAGCCCUACAGUUCAAGCAUCAUCACACCAUAACUUAUCUUCCAAUGAGAUGACGUCGCUCGCUACGUCACAAAUUCGUCCCACUCCACCUCAAUCACAAAAGUCAACAAUGACGUCACCAACAUCUGAAAAAGUCGCGCCUUUGGCUACGGAUUCUGGCGGAUUCUUACCAACAAAUCAAAACAAAUCUUUUUAUGGCAACUUUAGUGGCAUCAUACAGACUACUUCAAUGGCAGAGAGUUCUGGAGGGUCCCCAAAUACAACUUUCAAGAGUUCUGAAUCAAAGAUAACGCCUUAUCCUUCACCGUUCAAUACAACACUCUUUACUUUGUUUAAAUCUACUCCAGCUUGGUCUAUGAAUAACACUUUGUCCACGGUAGUCACCCACACCAGCUCUGUUGAUAAUUCCACUGUAUUGGCCUUCAGAAAUGACGUCACAAAAAYCACAGGAAGACCAGCGUGUCUCUUAGCUUUGGUAAUUGUAACAAUUAUUGGAUGGUGAUUGUAUUUACAGUACUUGGAGAAUAUAUUCUUCAAUACAAAGGACUUUCUCUUGCACAACUCAGUGAUUAAUGGAAUCGCUAUUUCUUGAAUAACCUAUAAACAA